AUGUUGUUCUACAUCUUCUUCCUUUUGUCAGUCUGCUCUAUCCUUUCUGAUGGUGACUUUGGUGAUAGCGGUCGAGAUCAGUUUGGUGAGCAUAAAGAUCCCAUCCCGCAUAAAGUGCUACUCCAAGAAUUCAGGAGGCAUUGUUACAGAACAGACAAAGUGCUUGAUUUGACAGAAGGUGGACAGAAUGAAGUCGAAAAAGUUCGCAAUUACUUCGUACAAACUCGAAUCUUCAAAAACAAGGCGCCGUGGGAAGGACCUCAAACCCGCAUAUUCAAAAUUGACAGAUGGGCGCCUAACAAAGCAGCAGAGGCAAUGUAUCGGCGAAUUUAUCUCGACACGAAUAGAACCGCUUGCCAGCAAAAGGCAGCGGUUGACACCAUUCUUGGUGCUCUUGAUGAUCCAGACGCUCCAAAGCUUUUCUUCAUCGAUGGUCCCGGCGCUUCAGGGCGCAAAGUCGCGGACAGCGUGGACAGGAAUCGCGGCCAACCUGCUCCCAUCGGGUCGCACAACGGUGUCGUUGUUCAAGCUAAAUAUCUUAAACAACUGCGAGACAUCAUCCCACAGAAAGCAGAUGAAGGACGCGAGACUGCUCGCUGA
This is a messenger RNA of Cylicocyclus nassatus, 600 nucleotides long. Lineage: Eukaryota; Metazoa; Nematoda; Chromadorea; Rhabditida; Strongylidae. The record is from the annotation of a GenBank genome assembly.